AUGAUAGUUCAUACAUUGAAGGAACAAACUGCUCAAUUGAAUAAAUUUAUGGUUAAACAAUUUAUUCGUGGUAUCAAGUAUAAAUAUAUUAAUCUGUUAAUACCAGAUGAAAACAUCGGAUUGAGUACUACAAAAGUAUUAGAAGCUAUAGAUGAUAAUAAAUUGAUCUAUUUUUUAGAGACAAUGUUAAAAAGAUCUCAGGCUACCAUAUCUCAAUUUAAAAGGAUCUGUUGUAUUAUAAUCAAAUUUUUAGAGUGCUGUGAUGCUGAAUUCAAUUAUCUAAGGAAUUUGAAAUUUAAUUUGAACAAACUAAUCGUUGUUGCAUUUAUAAUGAGUAAUGUCACAACUGGUUCUAAUGAAGGUGAAAUGAUACAUGAAAGAGAGAAAUGUUAUCAGUUAUAUUCAAGAAUUACUGGUCUAUCUGUCAAAGAGUUAAUCAAUUGUUGUUCUAUUGUAAGACCAGUUGUGGUACGUCGUACUAGAAGGCAGAAACUAUUACUCCGGCGCAAUAACAAUCAAACUGGAAAUAAUAUGUUUAAUUCAGAUGAAUCUUCUUCAUCACCUUUAAUAACUAGUACCACGUCAUUGCACCAGAUUCAUGGAUCAGCACAUUCUCAAACAGAUGAUGAUAAUAAUAAUAAUAACUUAGGAUCAUUUUUUGAAAAUACUAUUGCUUUCUCAGUUUCUGCAACAACAAAUAACCAUAUUAACACCAUUAAUCCAUCACUAGUUUUGAAUUCAACUAUGGACAGUCAUUCUAAUAUAACAAAACAUGAUAGUAAUAAUAUUCAUAAUAUCCACACAGAUAGCCACCAUCAUCAUAAUAACAAUAAUAAUGCAUCACUUAUUUUACAGGAAGAAAAUAUAACUAGUAUUGCUUCCUCUUCUCCAGCAACAACAAAUUGUGAUAGUGAUGAUAUUUUACAAGAUAGAAUACAAAAUAAAUAUAAUCAAGGAAGCAGUGAUUAUGUUCUACCCAGUGAAAUUGAACAAUUUAAUAUUAUGGGUCGAAAGUUAGUUAUGGAUUAUUUUAAGGUUGUAUAA
Molecule: messenger RNA, 1044 nt
Organism: Arxiozyma heterogenica
Lineage: Eukaryota; Fungi; Ascomycota; Saccharomycetes; Saccharomycetales; Saccharomycetaceae
Exons: 1
Coding region: 1-1044 (347 amino acids)
Source: RefSeq, a predicted model, not a curated record